UAGUACUGUAUAUAUACUGUAAUAUAACUCUCUCUCUGUAUAAACUCAACGUUAUAUUCAAUGUUAUAAAUGUGUUGCCAUUUGGACUCAUAGUUGACUCACACAUACAUACAUACAGACAGACAGUUAAACAGACACUCAUUUGGAUUAUAAAAACUAACCAUUGAUUUGAUUGUUAUUAUCAUCUAAUUUAACCAUUGAUUGACACAUCCAUUGACUGAUCAUCAGCUGCUGGUUAUUACUGAAUCCAUACUAAGAUUAUCAGAGAUCCUCGACAACAACAACAACAUAGACAUCAUUGUCGACGACUACGACCACCACUCCAGAAGACAUUAAGAAACCUUAAGAUACCUAAUCGACAUCAACAGCAACAACAAUGGGCAACAUUUUUGCCAAUCUAUUCAAAGGCUUGUUCGGCAAGAAGGAGAUGCGUAUACUAAUGGUCGGCUUAGACGCGGCCGGAAAGACAACGAUCCUCUAUAAGCUAAAGUUGGGCGAAAUUGUGACCACUAUUCCCACUAUCGGUUUCAAUGUGGAAACUGUCGAAUACAAGAACAUAUCGUUUACCGUAUGGGAUGUCGGCGGUCAGGACAAGAUUCGGCCGCUAUGGAGGCACUACUUCCAGAACACUCAGGGCUUGAUAUUUGUGGUCGACUCUAACGAUAGAGAGCGUAUAGGCGAAGCUCGCGAAGAGCUGAUGCGUAUGCUGGCCGAAGACGAGCUCCGGGAUGCCGUACUGUUGAUAUUUGCCAACAAACAGGACUUGCCGAACGCCAUGAAUGCGGCCGAGAUUACCGACAAACUGGGACUACACUCGUUGCGCAAUCGCAACUGGUAUAUACAGGCUACCUGUGCCACAUCGGGCGAUGGACUCUACGAGGGUCUCGAUUGGCUUUCCAAUCAACUUAAAAAUCAAAAAUAAUUAAUUAUUAAUUAUUUUUUUUUUAAUAAUUUAUAAUAUGAUGAAUUGAAUUUGUUUUUUUUUAAUAAUAAUAAUAAUAAUUUUUUAAAUAUUAUUAAUUAUAUAAAUUAAUUAAUUGAUUGAUUGAAACACACAAACAAACAACCCUUUUCCUCUUAUGUUUACUCUCUCUCUCUCUCUCUCUCUGUUUGCCCGUCAGAUAAUAAUAAUAGUAAUUUAGUUUUUAAUUAAAACAAAUAAUUUAAUAAUUGUAAUAAUAAUUAAUAAUAAACGGACGGACACUCCAUUUUACUAAAUUGAUUGAGCGAUAAAAUUUCAAUUGUAAUUAUUAUUAAUUAAUUAAUUAGUUAUAUAUAUAUAUAUAUAUUUUAGAAGUAUUGUA
Oppia nitens is the source of this 1304-nucleotide messenger RNA. Its product is annotated as ADP-ribosylation factor 1. Bases 377 to 922 code for a protein of 181 amino acids. Gene Ontology annotation, biological process: intracellular protein transport; vesicle-mediated transport. NCBI's taxonomy places the organism in Eukaryota, Metazoa, Arthropoda, Arachnida, Sarcoptiformes, Oppiidae. Gene Ontology annotation, molecular function: GTP binding; GTPase activity. The record is from RefSeq and is a predicted model, not a curated record. Gene Ontology annotation, cellular component: plasma membrane; cytoplasm. The transcript is spliced from 4 exons.